AUGGUCCGGAUUACUGUUCAAGCCAGGGAUGUCAAAGAGGGUCUAUCCCAACUUAUCUCGGGGUAUUUCCCAUCGAUUCAAGCGGCGGACUUCUCGUUUCGGCCGGUAUUGCCGCCUUGCCAGUCGUGGCUUGUAUCAGCUUCACCGCGAUUCUCGUUUCACUACUCCUUGUUGAUCGAAAAUGCUGGGAAAAGUGGGAUGACUUCCUGGGAGUAUCGGUUAUAACAAAAAAAAGAAAAAAAAAAAACAAAAAAAACUGUAUAUUUUGAUGCGAUUUUGCCAUCCCCCUACUUUGCGCGCACUGCUCAAAACUUACCUUCGAUCCUCCACAAACUUACGUAGUGAAGCUGAAAUUUCAAAGUGGUUUUGACCUCAUAACCCGGGCUACGUCUCGUGGGACGUUUUAAGCCGGAACCAUAGUGCCGACCGCGGUAUUGAGGCGAGCUUUCGCUACAUUACCCACGUUGGGGACCUCGUUCACCCGCCUUAACUUCGGACCAGCACACGGGCCCCCGCUCAUGGCUGCUCGGAGGGGAAAGAGGACUCUCGGCCGAGCGCCCCAGGUCUCGGCACCACCGAUUACCGAACUCUGCGGCGUACCGGUGGCUCCAGCUUGA
Messenger RNA from Bursaphelenchus xylophilus (pine wood nematode), 617 nucleotides. NCBI's taxonomy places the organism in Eukaryota, Metazoa, Nematoda, Chromadorea, Rhabditida, Aphelenchoididae. The record is from the annotation of a GenBank genome assembly.